Messenger RNA from Tarenaya hassleriana, 1576 nucleotides. RefSeq lists its product as uncharacterized. The transcript has 2 exons. The record is from RefSeq and is a predicted model, not a curated record. Lineage: Eukaryota; Viridiplantae; Streptophyta; Magnoliopsida; Brassicales; Cleomaceae. The coding region runs from base 734 to 1405 and encodes 223 amino acids.
AGUACAUGGACGGACGAUUGUGCAUUGACUGCAUUCGUCGUUCAUAAUCUUAGUUUUCCUUCUCAUACGAUCAAUUCAUUUGGACCAAAGAAAAACUCGAACGAUGAAGACGACGAUUCAAAUUCCUCGUUUAUAUUGAAUAUUCUGUUUCUGCGUUGUCGUCUUCUUCUUCUCCGGAGUGCUUCCUUGUUCUUCUUUUCGAUUCUUCCGUGGCGUGAAUCAAUCUCGAGGCAGCGACGAAGACCCCGAUUCGUUGUAUGGAAUAGGAAGUUUCAAAAUUUUCAGUUCUGGAUGAUUUUUCACCUGGCGGAUUGAUCUGAUUUCGGAUUUUGAAUUGAAUCCGGGGGUUCCGAUUGGGUUUCGAUCAGAUUGAACUCAAUUUGUGUCCGAUUACCGGCUAACUCGAGAUUUCUUACGUUUCUGGAAAUUUUCUCACUUUUCAGGACUUCUGGUCGAUCUGAUUUCAGGUUCUGCUCACUGGUUUGAUCGGGAAUCGUGGUGGGAAUACUGGGUUUCCGUCAGACUGAAUAGGGUUUCAUUCAAAUCAUCAGCUCUACUUGAAAGUAUCUUCAAGCUUUGGAAAUUUGGCUGGAGUCGGGUUCGGUCUGAUUCGGCUUUUUUGAUUCGUCGGCUUGAUCCAAAGUCGUGCGACUGGAUUUUCUGGUAUUGAGAAGAUCGAACCAGAUUCAAUCGGGGUUUCUUCCAUCUUUCUCGAGGGUUUCGAGUGUCUGAGAUGGUAUAUCUCCAUAGCUCAAUCUCGGUCUGCAACUCCGUCGACCACACUCUGGCACCGAUCAUGGCGAACUCCUUAAACUCAUCAGAUUCUCAUCCGAAAGCGAGGAACGGUAGAAAAUCACACACGUCACCGAGUUCGAGCUGCCCCGAAUUUUCUCGAUCGGCUGCGAUCGACGUCGUGAUCCUGAUCGCCGUGAUCACUGCCUGCGUUUUCCUCUUCUUCCCGUGCAUCAAAUUCGUCACUGUGAAAUCGGUGCAGCUCUUGGUGGAGCUCUCGUGUCUGGCCAGAGGAGAGAUUUCGAGGAACCCAGUAGUGUACGGAUCCAUAGCUCUGAGCAUAACAUGCGCAGCGAUCUCUGCAUGGGUGGUUCUGCUCUUAUGCACCUCCAAAAGAUGUCGGAACCCUAACUGCAGAGGUCUAAAGAAAGCAGCCGAGUUCGAUAUCCAGAUCGAGAAAGAGGAUCGUGUGAAGAAUUCGACCAGCGGCGUCAGCAAAAGGGGAUUGUUUCAGGUGCCGCGUGACCAUCACCGUGAAUUGGAGGCAGAGCUGAAGAAAAUGGCGCCGCCCAAUGGAAGAGCAGUGCUGGUUUUGAGGGCAAGGUGUGGUUGUUCUGUCGGGAGAUUAGAGGUUCCUGGCCCGAAGAAGCAGCAAAGGAAGAUCAAGAAAUGAAGGGAGGAGGGUUCUGUUUAAUCUUUCCUCUUACCAUUGUUAUAAGAUUCUGACAGUGGCUGGCUAUCACAGGAACUUGUAUCUUUACCCAUGUCUUUAAAUAAAAGCUAAAAACAUGAUGGGAAUAAGACAUUGUAAAACGAUUACAGUAGUGAAGAAGGUUCUGUUUAA